CCCGGCGCAAGCAUUCAUCCUUUAAAAUUCCAAACCCAACGGCCAACCAUGGCCGAAGCUUGUGGAUAUUACAUCCAGACGACCAUCUCAUGACAAUCAAGCUAGCGGUCUAUAUUUGCGAGCAUGUCUAUACCCAAAAAACUGCUUGCGCAGCGGUGGCUGCCAGUAGAGCAAUACCCGCUCACGAAAGCUAUCAACUCGCAUGUGCUUAAGAAGCUGAAACGAAGGACUAUUCUCCAGGCUAGCGUCGUGAGCGACAAACUCUGUGGUGUCCGAUGUUCUCCAACGAUUAGCUCCCUACCUGCAAAAACCCUCACCUAUCGAUAUCCUCGACCUCUGGCCAAAUGCCGGAGUUCUGUCCUCGGCGAUCCACAAAUACCUUCGUCCUCGUCGCCACCUCCUCGUCGAACCCGACCUGCUUUCCUUCGAGCCUUGGCUCACGCGUCUCGUGGACAGCGAUCCCAGUUAUAAACUAAUAUCCCAGGAAAUCUACACUCGCCGAGACUGGGCGGACGUGUUUGAAGAGCACCUUCCGGAGCAGGUACACUCCCAUGAGAAACAAAUCGCAGGCCAAUCACUACCCAGAAAUGACACCCUCCUUAUCCUGGCCAGUCCGCCCGUCCCAGCCCAAAAGGCAGACCAUUACACGCCGCAGCGAUGGUGGAGUGCGAUGAUGGAAAGCUGUAUGCAACAAAGAGGUGUACACAAAUAUGGUAGUGUCCGAAUUCUGGCAUCACUUCCGCCGGGAGAGGUGGAAGGUAUCUUACCUCGGACAGUGGCUGAACGCAGACGGCCCGCCCUGUUGACGGAGACCGUCGCGUUGCAUGCAUUUGAAGUGGCCGGUUGCUAUCAAGAAGAAGAUUCUUGGGUCACCAUCAAACCGGUGGAAGUGACUAUGAAAGGCCAAGAGCGAGUCGCAGAAAGAGCUGCAGCGCAGAGCGUUGUCGUUCCGGCUGGUCGCGAGCCUCCGCCCUAUAAACUCGCUCCAGUCUCUCUGAAGCGCGAUCGAUCAGACGUACCUCACUGUCCUCGAAUUUUUACCGAGCGGCACCAAACCCUGCUGGACGACAUCGAGGCCGGCAAUCGAGAAGAUCCAAAUAUCCCCGUUGGGAAAUCGCCGGCCAAAACGGCGCGUCAAAAAGCUCUGACUUCUCUUCAUAAGGAGAAUGUGAUCGCAUACAGUCGACACGUGCUGGCUCGUUCCGUCAUUGCGAUUGACCGGGCAUCAGAGGCUCUCUCCCGAGCCGCUGCGGAUCCCAGCAAGACGGCCGAGGAGCUUGAGCAGCUUGAUAGCGAUGUUGCCGCUCUGAAAGUCGCAUUGACUGACGAGUUCGCGAGUAUGCAUCAUCGUUUGUAUAAAAGCUGGGAUCGCCUGGUGGAUGACUAUCGUACGAUGAAUGCGUCUCCCACCUUUGACGAGUCGGUCCUGCUGUAUGAUCGACGACCCUCGGAACCAAUGCUCAUCGACAAAUUCGAGCUUUUCCCCCGCGAGCCACGCACCAUCGUGUACUUUGAGCCUGAUGCCAAUCCCGAGUUCGUUCACAAGCUCAGCCAUCUAUCAAAGCAGCAGCGGCAACACGUCGAGGGCCUUUUCGAGGCUCUGUCCUCCGUGUUCGGCCCCCGGAAUCACAUUACUCUUGGCGAACUGUUUAAGAUUCUGUUCGUGGAUCGGCCCACCAACGACAUUAUCAAGGCCGUUCCUGCGCUCGCACCAUUUGCGACGAAGCGUCUCAAGCCCGGCCACGGGCCCGUGCCACUGGCCGACCCAACGGUGGACUCGAACACGUGUUUCCAGGAGAAUCUCGACUACGACGUGAGCGAAGUGCGACUCCGCUGUAUCCCCGUUGGGACAAUGUGGGAUAUUCUACUGGAGUAUCAGAAGCAUGCGCCGGGCAUCACGGCCAUCCAAUUCAGCCGCAUGAUCGGAGGCACGCUGACCUCGUUCCGAGCCGGACGCAACCUCAUGGUGGUGCCGAAACGAAUGCACUAAAAACCCCAGCUUUUGCCUUGUUUUACCACAAGGCUGCACGUCCGCUCGUCAUUCCGCGCUUUCCCCAUCCGUUUCACGCCACUAUACAUGUACUUAUACUAGACUAGAUAGACUCUUGUUCGAUUAGCAUCUUUCCCCCCGUUUCCACGUGUAUAAUACGUCACUAGCCAGCGCCUCCCGUGACCAAUAUCAUCGAUUUUCCCUCUCACUUCCGGUAUGAAUCCUGCGAGAAUCAAGGUGCAAGGAACUACGAAUCAACCGGCGCCCGUUGACGCCCGAGACUGUAAAAAAGCGACCGCCUUAUCAACCGCAGCCGGCGGGGCACGAGGCCGAACGAUUGGUCCCAAUGGAAAAGGGCGGGCCCGGCGCAUCCUGCAAGCACCCGCCUCAUCUUCCAGGGAUGCGGUACUGGUCAGUAUUCUGUCUCGAGUACUUCGUUGACGGUAUCGUGGAGUGAAGAAAGGCCAAGUCUCGACUAAUGCCGCAUGACCGAAUGCUCUGCAUAAUCUCCAGCGCUAGCACCUUGAAAUCCUGAUUUUUUUUUUGAUUUUCCCGCUUCCCU
Messenger RNA from Penicillium brasilianum, 2552 nucleotides. Lineage: Eukaryota; Fungi; Ascomycota; Eurotiomycetes; Eurotiales; Aspergillaceae. The record is from the annotation of a GenBank genome assembly.